Molecule: messenger RNA, 4164 nt
Organism: Plasmodium gonderi
Lineage: Eukaryota; Apicomplexa; Aconoidasida; Haemosporida; Plasmodiidae
Exons: 1
Coding region: 1-4164 (1387 amino acids)
Molecular function (GO): protein binding
Source: RefSeq, a predicted model, not a curated record
AUGAUGGGUGGAGAAGUUAUCAUUGAGAAGAACCCUGAGAAAAAGUUUUGUGUUGCGAGGAAGGAACCUCUAUGUGAUAGUGUCAUUUGGGAUUUGUUACAGAACUAUUAUCGAAAGGCAGCAAUAAAUGCAUGGAAAGAAAAUGUAGUUCCAUCAUUUGUAACUAGCAAUAGUAAGAUAGCUAAAGAUUACGCUAGAGUGAUAAUUAAUUACAUGAGAGACUGGUUUAAUAGUACAGAAUGUGAUAGAAAUGUUCCUAUAUACAUAUUAGAGAUUGGUGCUGGACAUGGGAAAUUUACAUACCUAAUUUUAAGAGCAUUAACAAAAUAUCAAAAAUAUUUUAAGAGCAUGAACUUGCCUGAGAGACCAUUUGUAUAUGUUUUCACCGACAUUGCAAAAGAUAACAUUACAUAUUGUAUGAACAAUGCAAGGUUAAAAAGGUUUAUUAAUACAAGGGAUAGUUGUGAUGGCACUUACACAAGUAAAAAUAAUUUUUGUUAUGAUUCUGAGUUUGAAAAAGAAGAAACUAUCAAUUAUGAUUCAUGUACAAACAGUUCUGGUUAUUCUUCAUCUAAUAAUGAGACAAAUUAUUCAGAAGAAAAAAAUCGAAAUUAUUACAAUUUUUCAAUGCUUGAUUUUGCAUACUUUGAUGGAAAUGAAACAAAUGAUAAAAUUUAUUUACAGAUUUCUAAAAAUUAUAUUCCUUCAAAUACACCAAUUGUUCUGAUUUGUAACUACGUCUUGGAUUCAUUACUAACUGAUGCAUGGAUUGUCAAUGGGGAAAAUGAUUUUAGAAGGGCACUUCUUUCUGUUUACUCUCCAAAUGUAGAAGAAGACAAAACCAGUGCAGACAUUAUGCUACGUAUGUCUGUAACAUGGGAUUGGGAAAAGGUAAAUAUAGAUGAGGAAAUUAAGAAAGAAAAGGCAGAAAAAGGAGAGAAGGUAGAAAAGGCAGAAAAGGGAGAGAAGGUAGAAAACGCAGAAAAAACAGAAGAAAGGGCAGAAAAACCAUCUGAUUACUUAAAAAAGUAUCCAGAUAUUUAUAAAGUACUCAAAUUAUAUUCAUAUUUUAAUCAGACUUUAUCUUUUGUCUUGCCAGUAGGUGCAUUCAUAUUAUUUAAUAGAAUUUUAAAACUUAGUAACAAUAAACUCUUAUGCUUAAUUGGGGAUAAAGGUUAUCAGUCAUAUGAAGAAUUUAGAGGAUAUAGAGAACCACAUAUAGUAGUCCAUGGUAGUCUUUCCUUCAUGGUUAAUUUACAUGCUAUCUGUCUUUACUUUCUUUCUUUGGGAGGAUAUUAUAUACACACACCAUAUUCUGAUAGCUUUCAGAUAGUAACUCUCUUGAUGCACAACAAAUGUAGGGAAAAAGAUUGUGAAUUGAAAAUGAUAGAAGAGAUGAAUGGAAUUGGUGGGGGUUGUAAUUCCUUGGAUGAUUCUACAAAUUUGCAUUCUGCUUGUGCAUCUGAUUGGAAAGGAAAAGAUAAAAUAAGGGAGAGAAAACAUUUUUGCAUUUUGGAUUAUUUUAAAAAGAAUUCUCAAGAAAUGCAUCUAAAGAAGAGAUAUCAAAAACAAGUGAGUGUAAGUACAUCAUCGUCCAGUUGGAAAUUAAAAGAAAAUACAGGAAUGAACAGAUCAAAUUGGAGCAAACGAUCCUCAGGUGAUGAGAAUGUGUACAAAAAAAUGAAAAAGAUAAAUUUGAAAAAUUUAAAUAAUAUGUCGAUAAAAUUUGGUGGAACCAUUUCAUCCUUUUUUGAUAACAUGGAACAGUUUCCACCUGAUAUUUUAAUUAGCUGGCAAAAAGCAAUUAUUCAUAAUAUUAAUAAUAACCCUACAAAUGUAAGCAUAAAAGAGUUAAUAUCUUUAUUAAGAUAUUCAAAUCAUGAUUCAGAUGUAUUUUUCAAUAUACGAAAUUUGUUCACUAAUUUGGCUAGUUACCCAAAUAUUAAUGGAAGAACAGAAAAAGAUAUUUUGUUAGAUAUAAAAGAAUGUUAUGAAAAUUAUUAUUCUUUAAAAAAUGAUGAAGACAUUGCAGAUGUAUGUGGUCAUGUGUGUAUGAAAUUUGGAGAAUUUGAAAAGUCCAUAUAUUACAUGAAACAAAGUUUGCGUAACUUUAAGAAUACACGCCAUUCUUCAACAUAUAUUAACAUUGCAUCUUGUUAUAAAGUCUUAAGAAACUAUCACAAGUCUAUUAGAUUCAUCAAAUGUGCUAUCAAAAUGUCUAAUAAGGAAAAUAAAAAAGCUGAAAAAAUUAAUAAAAAUGGACUCAAUAGUUACACAAAAUUUUCGCAAAAUAAUAUAAACCAUUCAUAUGAUUUAUUAUACAAUAUUCAGUUUUGCCUUAACCCAAUUACUUAUGCUAUUGUGGGUAUCAACUAUUUCGUACAAAAUGAUGGCUUAUACUAUUUGUCCUUUGAAAAUAGAAUAAAACUCAAAUAUAUUUUUUUACUUUCAAGAGAAGAAGAAUCUGUGUUAACCUUUAUGAACAUCAAGUAUAAAAAUUCUGCAUAUGAGAAAAGUACUAGAAAUAUGGAUCUAUCAGAAAUUAAAGUUGUUAAAAUUUACAAUAAUAAUGAGGUAGUAUCUAUGAGUAAUUGGAACAACACAUCGGAUGGUAUUAACAAAAAUAUUGAUUCAAAACAAUUGAAAGGAGUGAAUAAAGGAGAAAAAAAACAGUCAUACAAAAAUAUAACAAAUUUGAAAAAGAAUUUAGUUGACUGUUUAACCAUGUACAAAUUUCAAUUUUGUGUAAUCGAUGUCCCUUGGGUUAUUAAGGCCGAUAUUGCAGAAUUGAUGCUGGAGAACUCAAAGCAUAUCUUCACUUAUGGUACUUUAUCUGACAGCUCUAAACGCUGUUUAGAAGUGAUUUCGAAAUAUAAAAAGAAUUCUAAACAAAUUAGUUGGGUAAACAACAAUUAUAUCCAUGAUGAAUGUUUAUACGAAGCAAAAGAUGCAUUAAAGUACAUCAAGAAUAUCAUCUCAGUUACGGUAACUCACUACAGUAUGAAUUUGUAUAACAAUCAGAAUGAUUCCAUUCCUAGUGCUGACAUUUUAACUGAGGACCUGUGCACGAUUUUGAAUAUAUUGCAAAUUGUCUUGCAUCUGAAUGUUACUGGAUUGACUGCAAAUUUUUUGAAGAAGCAAAGUGGGUUCAGUGGUGCUCACGCCGUGCAGGGGGUUAGCUCAGAAGGGAAUCCGCAAGACAGGAUUGACGAGCAGCCCCAAGACAAACUGGACAAGCAGCCCCAAGACAAACUGGACGAGCAGCUCCAAGACAAACUGGACGACGCAACUGGGAUGACAGGGACUUCUCCCCCAGAGGUAACACAAGAAGAAGAGAAAAAAACUGUAAAUCUAGAAGAUGAGCACUAUGUGUCCCUCUCAGGUAUACUAAUCUUCCAGCAGCAGAAAAAUGCAUCAGAGGAAAUGGAUGUACAUGGAAAUUACCUUUUGAUGAAUAACAGGAAUGAGGAAUUUCUUACAAAAAUUAACUUUGUUGGAGUUCAUGGUUCAUUAUGUUUAAAAAAAACAUUAUCCAAUUGGUCAGUUCAGGUUUUUAACUCUGACAAUGAAAAGGUUAUCGAAAAGUCGGGAAGAAUUGCAGCUAGCCAAAAUUCCAAUGAUGUGUUCAUUAGUCAGUAUUUGAUAAAAACAGAUGGAAAGUGCAACGGGGUGAAGCAUUUUUAUGAGUAUGACUUGAAGGGUUCAGGAAACGGUUCCAAUGAAUCCAUUGAUUCGGACAUCGAUAUAUUGGAGAUAUCUUCAGACGAAGAAUGGAAUAAUACAAAUAAAAAUGGGUCGUAUGCAAAAGUUGCAUCUGGUCAGGUAGAUGCAGCCUCUGAUGCAACGAUUGAUCAAGGAAUGGAUAUGAAGGAAAAGUACUGCGAUCUGCAUGAGCCUCCCACGAACCCAGAUGCAGCAUUGGCUAUGAAUCCAAACUGUGAUAACAUAUUUGUUGACAAAAAUUUGGAAUAUCUGAAAAAUAUCUCUGGUAAAAGAUUUUACUCUAUUGGGAAGGAAGUGUAUGAAAACAUAAACAUAGAUGAAUCAUAUAUUGACGUCACAGUUAAUAAUAAUUGCUUUUAUUCCAGAAUUGUUGAAGGGAUACAAAUGUCACAUAAAAAAGGAGGAAUCAUGGUUAAUUUUAGGUAUAAUUCGGGACAGUGA